This is a messenger RNA of Entrophospora candida, 249 nucleotides long. NCBI's taxonomy places the organism in Eukaryota, Fungi, Glomeromycota, Glomeromycetes, Entrophosporales, Entrophosporaceae. The record is from the annotation of a GenBank genome assembly.
AUGCAAAACUCUUCUCAAAUUGAACUUUAUCACCCUCGUAAAUGUUCUGCAACAAAUCGUAUAAUUACUGCCAAGGAUCAUGCAUCUGUUCAAAUAAAUGUUGGAGAGGUCGAUGAAAAUGGUCAAUACAAAAAUGAAUGGAAAACAUAUGCAUUGUGUGGAUUUGUUCGUCAAUCUGGUGAAUCUGAUGAUUCAUUAAAUCGUUUGGCUACAGAAGAUGGAUGUAAUGUAUGGUCUCAUCAACGUUGA